CAGGAAGGUGGAGGGGGUCGGACACGGGGGGUGCUGAGAAUUCCUUUUGCUGGGGUGUGGAGGGAGCAGAUAUUCUGGGAUAUCACUGCUAGCACUCCGCCGGGGAAACGUGUUUCUUUGGCAUUUUUCAAGUGGAAAUCUGAGGGAGAUUUUUGAACACUUGAUGGUGAGAGGGGAUCGUUGCAGGGUUAAAUGGGGAAGGUAUUUUUCUGGUCCUCUUGCUCUCCACGAAGCGACCGGCGAUAAUGGUCUUGGUGUGUUGCUGUUUUACUUCGGUGGAUCCAGUUUCCUCUCCAUCUCGGCACAGCCGGAGCUGAGAGAGCGGGAUCUGGUAGGCCUGCUGGCAGCGACCUCUCCGAGGAUCAUCUUCAAGGGAUCUUCUUUGGAGUCGUUCUUCGCAUGGCAAGGAUCUACUUUCUUGCUGCCUCACUGAAAUUGCAUGGCCUAAACGAAUCAAUAUUUGUAUGAGGCGCCUAGACCAGAGAUGGGCCAGGACCAAACCAAGCUGCAGAUAGAGAAGGGCCUGAGGUUGUAUCAGUCCAAUCAGACGGACAAAGCCCUGAAUGUCUGGACAAACGUGCUGUGGAAGACCUCAGAUCCUGGGGGGAAGUUUCGGGUGUUGGGGUGCCUGAUCACAGCCCACUCGGAAAUGGGAAAAUAUAAAGAUAUGCUAAAGUACGCUCUCACUCAGAUCGACACCGCCAGGGAAAUGGAGGACCCAGACUACCUGACAGAGGGCUACCUGAACUUGGCGCGCAGCAACGAGAAGCUGUGCGACUUCCAGAAAACGGUGUCCUACUGUAAGACCUGCUUGAACAUGCAGGGUACCACUGUCAGCCUGCAGCUCAACGGCCAGGUUUGUCUCAGCAUGGGCAACGCCUACCUCGGCCUCAGUGUCUUCCAGAAAGCUCUGGAGAGCUACGAGAAGGCCCUGCGCUACGCUCACAACAACGACGACAAGAUGCUGGAGUGCAGAGUCUGCUGCAGUCUGGGAAACAUCUAUGUCCAUUUAAAGGACUACGAGAAGGCGCUGUUCUUCCCCUGCAAAGCCGCUGAGCUCGUCAACGACUACGGCAAGGGUUGGAGCCUCAAGUAUCGAGCCAUGAGCCAGUACCACAUGUCUGUGGCCUACAGGAAACUGGAGCGCCUGCCGGACGCCAUGGAGUGCUGUGAGGAAUCUAUGAAGAUUGCUCUGCAGCACGGUGACCGUCCUCUGCAGGCUCUGUGCUUACUAAACUUUGCAGACAUACACCGCUGCAGGAGUGACGGUGAUAAAGCAUUCCCUCGCUACGAGUCUGCAAUGAGUAUCAUGACUGAGAUUGGAAACCGUCUGGGCCAAUCACAGGUCUACCUGGGAGUUGCAAAGUGUUGGCUUCUGCAGAAAGAGUUAGACAAGGCUCUUGAAUCUUUGCAGCGAGCCCAGGAAUUAGCUGAUGGGAUGGGAAACAAGCUGUGCUCGCUGAAGGUGCACAGCCUGAGUGAGGGGAUCUAUCGGACCCGGGGGCAGCAGGAGGAGCUCCGGGAGCAGGUGGUGAAGUUCCUGCAGUGUGUGGAGGAGCUGGAGCUCUACUGCGGCAUGUGUGGAGAGUCCAUCGGGGACAGGGACCAAAAACUGCAGGCAUUACCCUGUUCCCACAUCUUCCAUCUCAAGUGUCUGCAGACGAACGGGACGAAGGGCUGUCCCAAAUGUAUCAAGUCCUCCAUGAAGCCUGGAUUUGUGUGAUUGUGCGACUGUGUUUGUGCGUUGGAUCCGCAGACACAGCGUGAUGCCUGACUGAUCUGAGAGCAGCAGGCAGCCUUGGGGUAUCCUGAAGAUGUUCGAGGAGAAAUAAUUCACUGCUCUGUGAAGAGGAUCCUGAACUGAACCCAGUGUCACAGAGUGCCGCUGGAGGACACAUUCAAGGCAUCCAUCUUAUUAUCAGUCUGUGAGUUACAGCCGACUGAGGGGCGCGACUGACAGUGUUACAUUUCGAUAUAAGCUGAAGAAGAAUGAACCUACUUGUCUCUGACGACUGGUCUUUUAGGUGCAGAUUUUAAAUUCUAGAGGAAUAUGGACCGUCAAAAGAGCGUUUAUAACUUGUAUUUGCUAUUUUCUGCGUAGUAAUAGUUUAGUCAAAUCAAGAUGAAAUGAUCGUCAGUGAUCUUAGUUGCAGGGUUUCAAUUCAACCAGGAUUCAACCUUUUACACUACAUCCACUUUUUCUUUAAUCGACAGUUUUCUGAUUUAUUUUGUAUCUUUUCCAGAAGACAGAGCCGUUUCUGAAUUGAUUUCACAUGGUAUAUUUAUUAUUGUCUUCAUGUACAUACUAUUCUCAUGUUAAUUUGUUUUACAUUUUUUGAGGUGUUUGUAAAACCCAAAAGUGAUCGAAAACCUCUCAACCAUUCAAAAACUAGUAAGUCUAUACAGAAAAGGCAUGCUGCUGUUUUUAUUUCUUUAUUCAGAGAUAGAGGAGCCGGAUCACACACAAUGUUCAUGGAAAUGACUUUUCUGUCCAUGUUUAACUCUUAAAUCUGACGUCAACACAAUAUUGUUGCAAUUUGAGGACAUGAGAAAACCUAUUGGGAAAGGAAUUUCUCGACCAAUCACAUACCAGUCAGAUUACUAUUCAUUUAUUGUGGAGUUUUAAUAUUUGUAGUGUAAAUAUCACUUGAUAAAAUGUCAAUAUACAGAUUGAUAUUAUUAACUUGGAGAGGCUUUGUCAUUUUAAGGUGGUUUUGAGAGAGAAAGCCCUAAAAAAGCUGUGCUAUCAAUCAAUUAUUAUUGCAUGUUUUAUUUACAAUGCCCAAAGAAUUACAUCAAAUUAUAAAUCCAUGUAACUAUAUUGACUUAUUUCGGAUUUGUUUAAUAUAGUUUUUCUUAAUAUUCAGUGGCUUUUAUCAUGCAUAUUCCUUAUAUAUUUGUUAAAUAUAUUUGACACAUAUACUUUAACAAUAUAAGCCAUGUCAAUCUAAACAUCGUGGCUGAAACCAGGUUUUCCUCUAAAACUGUAACUCAUACUAAAUGUAUUUUUAGUAAGACAGUUUUCAAAAGUACUAAAAUAUAGAUGUGAGCCCAAAAUAAAUGUAUUUGUGUGAUCAAAACACAGGAUAAAUAAUUUAACGAAUACCGUUAACCCUUUUUGAAACAUUCAUAAUUUAAACGUAUAGUAGUACUUAGUUUUCUCUCUCUUCACAGCAUGUGAGCAGGUUAACAGCCUUAACAGAGACACUACGGCAUUUACUUGUACUGCACAAGCACUUAAUUUUCACCUAACCUCACUUCUGAGCAGCACCAGGAACUUGUUUGGGUUCCCGGCAUUCAAAUUAAUGUUUAUUCACUGUCUGUUUACAUGUAGCACAGUCGUAAAACGUGCAAAGAAUCAUAACGCUUUUUUGUUCUUGGUAUAAAUAAGAUUUCACUGACAGCACAGCCACUUAUCUUUAACAGUUUUAACUACCUCUGCUUCUGCCUCCAAGCUUCGCCCUCCUUAGAGGAUUAAUGCAGUAAUAACACAACAUUUAAAUACAUGUAGGAUAUGUUAUGUUUUUCUAGACAUUAUGCUGAUAUAACCAUGGUUUAAAUGAGUUAAAGUCGGACUGGAAUGCAUUGUUAAUAUAUUUAUGCAUCGAGUCAAACCAUGUAACUGUGUCAAAUAUAGAAACAUGUCAUUAAUGAAAAUAAAGUGCAC
Molecule: messenger RNA, 3667 nt
Organism: Trematomus bernacchii (emerald rockcod)
Lineage: Eukaryota; Metazoa; Chordata; Actinopteri; Perciformes; Nototheniidae
Gene: rapsn
Product: receptor-associated protein of the synapse, 43kD
Exons: 8
Coding region: 485-1723 (412 amino acids)
Biological process (GO): chemical synaptic transmission
Cellular component (GO): synapse
Molecular function (GO): acetylcholine receptor binding; protein-membrane adaptor activity
Source: RefSeq, a predicted model, not a curated record